AUGACAGUAUACGUGGCUGCGGCAUGGAAUGUCUACCGGAAGACACGCUUAAUGCUAUUAGACAUCAUGCUACGAUGCUUGUCUCGACUGCAAGAAAAAGAUGCCUAUGGACAGAAGCGGGCGGAAGCAACUACACUUGCAAAUGAUAUUAUGGCAUCCAUACCAUUUCACGUGGCAGAUAAUGUUGAGAGCAUCGCUGACCAAGGAAGCGUAAAAGCAGUGAAAGUCGACCCUGGGAAGGCAGUUGGUGGCCUACUGCUGAUUCAUCCCCUGUUUGUGGCUGCGAAUCUCUCAAUCGUGCCACCACAUUUGCAGAUUCAGAUGAGGGAGUGUCUCGCUUGGAUUGGUGAAAAUUUGGGCAUUGGACAAGCAACCGUGUUCUCCAAGGUCAGAUCGAAGCAUUAA
Molecule: messenger RNA, 405 nt
Organism: Exophiala aquamarina CBS 119918
Lineage: Eukaryota; Fungi; Ascomycota; Eurotiomycetes; Chaetothyriales; Herpotrichiellaceae
Exons: 1
Coding region: 1-405 (134 amino acids)
Source: RefSeq, a predicted model, not a curated record